AUGUCUAACAGUCACUAUACGGGUCUAGGAAAUGAAAAUAGAGAAGUGACUACCACAGUUGCACAAGACGACAAGUUCGGACCUAUUGCGGUCAUCGGAUUCGCACACAAACUUCCUCAAGAUGUGACAUCUGCCGAUAGUCUGUGGAAGCUUCUUGUAGAACGCCGGACCACGGUGACUGAGGUUCCAAUGAACCGGUGGAACAUAGAUGGCUUUUACAGAUCGCAUGGUAGCCGACCAAGUACUGUAAAGAAUCGAGGAGGCCAUUUUCUCACAGAUGAUCCGGGGCGAUUUGACGCACCUUUCUUUUCGAUAACACCAGCUGAAGCUGAGUGUAUGGACCCUCAACAGAGAUUCCUACUCGAGACGAGCUACCAUGCACUGGAGAACGCGGGAAUUCCAAUGGAGGCUGCAAUGGGUUCGAAGACAUCUGUGCAUGUUGGUUGUCUACUCCAGGAGUACAGUCAGAUUUCACAGCGCGAUGCCAUGCCAGGUACUUAUCAGAUCAUUGGUUCCAGUGGUUUGGCUAUGUUGGCAAAUCGAGUGAGCUGGUUCUACGAUCUCAAAGGACCAAGUAUGACGAUCGACACGGCUUGCUCUGGCAGUCUUGUCGCUUUGCAUCUGGCAUGUCAAGAGCUGAAUGCAGGCUCGGUUAAUAUGGCGUUGGCAUGCGGAAGCAACCUUUGCUUGCUUCCAGAUUCAUGCUCGUUGCUGAGUCAACUGAAUAUGAUGUCUCCAGAUGGUGUGUGUCAUAGCUUCGACGAGCGCGCCAAUGGCUAUGCAAAGAGCGAGGGAUUUGGCGUUCUGGUACUAAAGCGAUUUUCUCAGGCGGUACAGGAUGGAGAUACCAUCCGCGCCGUCAUUCGAGCAACUGGAUGCAAUUCAGACGGCCGGACACCAAGCAUCACAUCACCAAGUCAGAAGGCGCAAGAGAAGCUCAUCCGGGAAACCUACCAUCGUGGAGGGCUCUCUCUUGAUGAGACGCGAUUCUUCGAAGCUCACGGUACAGGAACGCCUGUCGGCGACCCUUGCGAAGCUACUACUAUCAGUAAUGUGUUCGCGGUGAGGACCAAAGCAGACCCCAUGUAUGUCGGCGCACUCAAGUCCAAUCUCGGUCACUCAGAGGGUGCAAGCGGCGUUGCGGGUGUGAUCAAGGCCAUACUCGCUCUGGAAAAAGGCAUUAUACCACCAAAUGUGUACCCAGAAAGGGUGAAUCCGAUCAUCUCAUCUACGUGUCGGAAUCUGCAUUUUCCUUUAACCUCAAUUGAUUGGCCGACCAUGGGAGUUAGACGUGCGUCGGUGAACGCUUUCGGCUACGGUGGCACAAAUGCACACGUUGUUAUUGACGACGCUCUUUCAUUCUUCGAAGCGAAAGGAUUGAAGGGCCGCCAUAAUACGACAAGGCUCAAGUCAACACUCGGCCAAGACCUGUUACUAAACGGGAGAACCAACCGGAUGUCGAGACAUGACUCCAUGACUGAAGAUCGAAUUUGCAAUACACAAUUGGCUAAGUUUGCAAAAUCCACCUACAAACUCCUCGUACUUUCUGCGUUUGACGAGAGCGCAGUGCACCGAUCGAUCAAAACCCAUUCGGAGUGGUUACGUAGCCAACAAUCACAUAGUGAUUCAAGAGUGGACGUGUCAGAUCUUGCACAUACCUUGUCGCAUAAUAGAACAUCGUUUCCAUGGAGGUCUUUCUGCGUUACCGGAUCGGAGACUUUCUUUGACAACGUAUGGUCGACGCCGAUUAGAUCCAAGCAGAGGAUCGAUUUAUGUUUUGUGUUCACCGGACAGGGUGCUCAAUGGUACGGGAUGGGCCGUGAGCUGAUGAAGUACAGCAUCUUCUAUGAAUCUAUGAUAGAAGCCGAUCGCGUCUUCAGCUCUCUUGGAAGUGAAUGGUCCAUGAUGGAGCAACUGUAUCACAUUUCAAGGGACGAUACUUUCAUAGAUUCUCCAGACCUGAGCCAACCCAUUUGCACAGCUUUGCAAAUCGCAAUGGUCGAGCUUCUAAGAUCAUGGAACGUCAGGCCUUCGACUGUCCUCGGACAUUCUUCCGGUGAAAUUGCGGCUGCAUACGCCAACGGUGCUAUUUCGAAAGAGUCUGCUUGGAUGAUCGCCUACAUGAGAGGAUUGGCUGUAGUCAUCAUUCGUGAUAUCCUACAAUCAACAGGAGCCAUGGUAGCCGUGCCAGCUACCCUCGAAGCCAUAUCUCCCUUACUUAAACUCCACAAUAGGACGUAUCCUGCGGAUCGCGUCAGUAUUGCAUGCUACAACAGUCCAUCAAACCUCACUAUUUCGGGGUCGCACGCUGCCGUGGAUCAACUAAUAUCUAGGCUUGUGGAGCGAAACAUCACAUACAAGGUCCUGAGAGUAGACGUAGCUUAUCAUUCUCAUCACAUGAGGCCGGUUGCGAUUGUGUAUGACAAACUACUGAGAAGUAUUACUCCAGGCCAGCAGCACGGUGUUGGCUCGACGUUCAUUUCCACAGUCACGGGCAAAGCCCUCGAAGAUGCUUCUAUCUUAAGAAAGCCGUCUUAUUGGAUCGAGAACCUCACAGCCCCUGUUAAGUUUUCACCCGCGAUGAUGAAGGCUUCCAGUGACUUCAUACUUGAGAUUGGACCACAUUUCACUCUUAAAUCACCGAUUAGAGAUAUUUUAAAUGUGAAUGGCAGGGACAUACGGACAGACUAUUGCUCAGUAUUACAACGGGGUUGUUCUGCAGACUUUACGGCAAUGGAGUGUGUGGGAAGACUGCAUGCCUUGGGCCUCCCAGUUGACAUCAGUCAAGUUAACCUAGGUGUGGUUUCCGACGCUAAAAUGCUUACAAACCUUCCAUCCUACCCGUUCAGUGAUAAGACGAAGUAUUGGCUUGAAGGAAGAACCAGUAAGCAAUAUCGCUUUAGAGAGUAUCUCAAUCACGAGCUUCUGGGAACAAGAUCCGACGAUUGGAACCCUCACGAGGCACGCUGGACCAACCGUAUCAUUCUCGAUCAGUCUUCUUAUCUCUUAGAUCAUCAGAUCAAUGGAUCGGUCUUACUCCCUGCUGCAGGAAUGUUGGUCAUGGCUAUUGAAGCCAUGCGACAACUCCAUACUUCUCGAACAUCGUUACGGGGAUACAAGAUGAAAGACGUAACGUUCUCGAAUACUAUUACGAUCACCCCAGAGUCAAAUGGGACGGAAGUCCAGCUCACACUUCGACCUUCGCAAGUAUCGAAGACUCCCUGGACGAGUGCUCAGCAUGAAACGUCUUGGAAUAUUUUCUCUAUCUUCAUGUAUGAGAGCGCUGGUUGGACCCUAUGUUGCUCGGGGGCCAUAGCUGUCGAGUACACAAAUGAGCACGGUGUUUUGGAGGAAGAAUAUGAUAGGAUGAAGUCACAUAAGACAGCUUUAAGGCGCUGCCAGGUAGGUGUUAACAGUUCCGACAUUUACAGCGCCUUUGAAAAAGCAGGACUAGUCUACGGACCUCGCUUCCAAGCCAUGGAAGAGGUAAGAGAACUACGAGGAACUGAGGCCAUUGGCAACGUGAAUAUACACCACUGGAAGCUGCACGAUCCAGAUAGUCCCAUGGACCCGCAUCUAAUCCAUCCUGCGGCACUGGAUGCAAUACUGCAAAUGUCCUUUCCGGCAUACUCCAUUUACGCAAAGAAUGCAUCGGCCACAACACUACCGACGGGAUUUCGCAGUCUCUGGAUAUCCGAAAACUUGGCUAAUGUUUGCCCAAAUUCGAAAGUGUCCGUUCAUGCGAGGGUAACAGGUCGAGGCUUCCGAAAUAAGAUGUUCGGCAUUACAGCAGCGUUGGUUGACGAAGAGGAACUGUCUUUCAGUGGAGACAUGGAGACAACCACUAUCGGCCGAGGUGCUUCCACUACUGAUGCAGAUGGGUCCGGGGCCAAGAUUUUGUACAAAAUUGAGGCAAAGCCUGAUGUCGACCUCUUACCUCGAAAUAUCAUUGACUUGAAGCCUUCUCUGAGACCUACCCCAGAAAAGGAGUUAGAAAUGGCUCUCAAGAAAGAAGCUCUAUGUCGCCUAAUCAUGCGUGACGCUUUAAGCAAACUUCCAGAUGACCUUGGUCGUUUACCUGAGUAUCUACUCGAGUACAUCGAUUGGAUGAGAUCGCAGGCAGUCGAUCAUGUCAUCCUACCACAUGAAUCCAUAUAUAGUCUCUGCGAACAACUCGAGACUUCAGACACCGAAGGUCGCCUACUCUCUUGGAUUUCUAAAAACCUGAAUUCGAUUUUAGCCUGCGAGACCAACGCUCUUGAUCUCUUACUCGAAGACGACGCCCUAUCUCAGUUUCAUCCUGAAAACUGUGCUGAAAAGCAUGUCCUCUCGUAUGCUACCAAUCACCUCGAUCUCCUCGCACACAAGUACCCAAACAUGCACGUAUUGGAAAUUAGCGCUGGUACAGGUUCUACAACAUCGCAUGUCUUGACUGCUCUCAAGGAUCGAUUCGCUGAAUAUGUGUAUACGGAUACAACGUCUGUUCUUUUCGAGAAGGCCAAUGAGCGGUUUAAUCUUCGUUCCAAGAUGGCAUUCAAAGUAUUGGAUCCUUGUGAAGAUUUUGCUGGCCAGGGUUUCGAAGACGGGUCUUUCGAUUUGGUGAUUACUCCAUGUGAUCUGUUCACAACUGCCACUUUUCGGGAUCGGCUUGCUCGAUAUCGCAGGCUGCUCCGUCCUCAAGGCCGAAUAGUUCUCUUGAACCAACCUCGAAAAUCUCUACCGGAGAGAUUUAUCUUAGGCCUGACAGGAGUUUAUACUGAGAUUGGCCAAGUUGGAUGCUCAUCCAUCGGAAACAACUACCUUGACCAGAUACUCGUAGAGUCCAGUUUCUCGGGUAUUGAUUUCAGCGUCCAGACUCAUGCGCAUGAAGACGAGGAUGCAUUGCCUCAAGUAGUGAUCUCCACAGCUGUGAGCUUUCCAUCAGACUCGCACCCUACAAUUCAUGUCAUUUAUGAAGAUUCUUCCCGAGCCCAGAUGGAUAUCUUGGAGGAGAUAUGCAACAGAUCAUCAUCGCAAGACGACGAAACGAUCAUCAUUGCGGUGCCAUGGAGCAAUGUCAACAAAUAUAAUCUCAAAGAUAGAACAUGUAUCUUCCUCCCAAGCCUCGACGCUCGCAUUCAACCGCUCGAACAUAUGGAAGACGACACUCUUGAAAGCUUAAAGCAACUCAUCUCAAUGACCUCUACACUCAUUUGGAUCAGCACAAACACGCGCAAGCCAGCACGUAGUCCAACUGAAAGUCUCGUCCCAGGCCUCGUCCGCACUCUUGCCACCGAAACCGAAGACAACAGACUUGUAAGUCUGAGUCUCGACAUCGACAUUGAUAUUAGUGACCAUGCAGCAAUGGCAGCAUCAGCGAGUCAUACCAUCAUGAAAGUCGCCAGAACCUUUUUACACCCGCGCGCAGUAUACGAGGACGAGUAUGUGGAAGUCGAUGGGGUUCUGCAUAUACCACGGGUCGUUGACGACAGGGACAUGGCAACGCAUGUAGCUUUUAUACAGCAGCGUGAUACGCGCAGUGCCACUAAACCGUGGAAAGAGCUGAAGCGCCCACAUUUGAGUAUAAGAACCGCGGGGUACUUGGAUACAUUGUAUUUUGAAGAAAGUACGAAGGAUGGAAAUGACGACGGCAAUGGUAACGAAAAAGGAGAAACGGCUCUUGCGUCAGACGAAGUUCUGAUACAGGUUAAAGCGGUGGGGUUGGGUGUUCGCGAUUUACUUGUCGCACUGGGCCAGGUUCACGACGAUGUGUUUGGAACUGACAUUGCCGGAGUCGUGGAGCAAGUCUCAGAGCCGAAUGACCAUGGUUUACGAAUUGGCGAUUGUGUGUUUGGCGUGGCCAGAGACGGUGUUGCGCAGGUUGUUCGUACCAAGGCGUUCCAGCUGCGACGUAUGCCACUCGAUAUGGACUGGGUUGAGGCUGCGACAUACCCUGCAACGUAUUGCACUGCGUAUCAUGGGUUGGUAAAUUGUGCUAGGAUCAGGAAAGACGAUGUUGUUUUAGUCCAUCGUGGGGUUGGACGUCUUGGGCAAGCGGCGGUACAGAUUGCGCAGCUCUAUGGUUGCAGUGUGAUUGUCACUGUUGAAUCAUCUGAAGAGAUGGCUUACAUGCAUGGCGCAUAUCGAAUUCCCAGUUCACAUCUACUGUUAACACGCUCAGCAGGCUCGGCGCAGAGCAUACGCAAACUGGCGAACGAGCGUGGAGUCGACGUAAUCUUCAAUCCCAAUACUGCAGCAGAGUCUACAAACGACUUAUGGGACACCAUUGCCCCAUUUGGACGCUUUGUCGAGGUCAUACGAAGCGAUGCAUUUACAUCUACAGUCAAUGCUUCAAAUCCACAGCAUAAGCAAACAGCAAAGAACAAUUGCAUAUCUAUUAGUGUCGACUUUCAAGAGCUCAUGCGACAUAGCGUCUUCGCUGGCAUCUUGCGCGAUGUAGGGGACAUCAUCGAUAGUGGUAGAUUGUCACAUCCAUCAGCAGUACAAGUCUUCCAUCAAGGUGGAGUAGAAGCUGCGUUUCGAGCACUACAAGAUCCAGAAAACCGUUCCAGAGUCGUCAUUGAAAUGGCAAGCGAGGAAAUAAUCCAGAUGGAGCUUGCUCCUUCUACGAAGUCGCUCUUUGAUCCCCGGUCAACGUACUUGAUCGUCGGCGCCUUUGGUGGGAUUGGAGAGAACGUGACAAGAUGGAUGGUACAGAAUGGCGCGAAGAACCUCAUCUUACCCUCGCGAUCAGUCGUGGAGGGAACAUCUUCGCAUCGGGAGUUGUUUGUGCACAAUCUCAGAGCUGAAGGCGCAAUUGUACAAGUGCCGGUCUGCGAUAUAGCAAACCGAGCUCAACUUGAAAGAACGUUGGAAGAGUUGAAAGACAUGCCUCCGGUUAAGGGGUGUGUGCAAGCAGCAAUGGUGCUUCAAGACUCGUCCUUUGCGAAUAUGACUGCGGACAAGUGGAAUGAGGUAUUAGCACCCAAGGUAGCCGGGAGUUGGAACUUACACAAUCUUCUACCCGAUGAUCUCGAUUUCUUCGUUAUGAUGUCUUCAUCGACGGGCAUCAUGGGGUCAUUUGGACAGUCCAACUACACGGCAGGCAAUACGUACCAAGACGAGCUCGCGGCACACCGUGUCAAACAUGGACAGCGCGCUGUGGCUCUCGCAUUCAGUAUGGUUGUUGGCGCUGGCUAUGUUGAGCAGAAUGCGGCAGUGCAAGCCCUGUUACGUGUGCGUGGUAUGCUGGAAGAAGUCACCCUGGAUGAUAUAUACAACCUGAUGACACUAUGUUGCGACCCCGAACGCAUGGACGCAGCGCACAUUGGACCACAGAUCAUCACCUCCUUGACCUUGCCAGCGGACCUCCGUGCGAUGAAUAUUGUAGCGCCUCUUGGAUCCACACGACCUUUGUACUCAUACCUUGACACUCUGCCAUCGCGCUUCGACGAGGCUGCACAAAAAGAUCUCAAAGAGUCGAAGAAACUUCCUUCAGCCCUUCUCCCCGAUGCGACAACAUUGGAUGAAGCGGUGGCUAUCAUUACUGAAGCGAUUCAGGACCAGCUGUCUAGUCUGCUUGUUGUAAGCAAAGAUGAUAUCGAUAUCAAGAACGCAGUCCACAAGUAUGGCGUUGAUUCCUUGGUGGCAGUAGAGAUGAAGAAUUGGCUUGCAAAGGCUGUGGGCUCGGACAUAAGUACGACAGAGAUAUUGGGAGAUGUCAGUAUCGAUGUGUUAGCUGGCAGAGUGGCUACUAUGAGUCGAUUUGUGAGUGAUGAAUUAAAGGGAUAA
This is a messenger RNA of Plenodomus lingam JN3, 7770 nucleotides long. RefSeq lists its product as uncharacterized. Gene Ontology annotation, biological process: fatty acid biosynthetic process; secondary metabolite biosynthetic process. The record is from RefSeq and is a predicted model, not a curated record. Lineage: Eukaryota; Fungi; Ascomycota; Dothideomycetes; Pleosporales; Leptosphaeriaceae. Gene Ontology annotation, molecular function: phosphopantetheine binding; fatty acid synthase activity; oxidoreductase activity.